Messenger RNA from Angiostrongylus costaricensis, 921 nucleotides. The record is from the annotation of a GenBank genome assembly. Lineage: Eukaryota; Metazoa; Nematoda; Chromadorea; Rhabditida; Metastrongylidae.
AUGAGAGAGGAAGGUGUGCUUUUUCAGAACAUGGGGGCAUACAAGUAUAUGCAAGAAAUAUGGCGUAAGAAACAAUCGGACACCAUGCGCUAUAUUCUUCGAAUUCGUACAUGGCAGUACAGGCAGCUUUCCGCUGUGCAUCGAGUAAGCCGUCCAACUCGACCUGAAAAGGCCCGUCGUAUGGGCUACCGUGCAAAACAAGGUUACGUUAUCUACCGCGUCCGUGUACGACGUGGUAACCGUAAACGUCCAGUCACUAAAGGCCAGACUUACGGAAAGCCAAAGACGCACGGUGUUAAUGAACUGAAGUUUGCCCGAUCCAAGCAGGCUAUUGCGGAGGACCGUGUUGGACGUCGUCUGGGUUCUCUUCGUGUUCUGAACUCAUAUUGGGUUGGAGAAGACUCUACCUACAAAUUCUACGAGGUUAUCCUUAUAGAUCCCUUCCAUAAGGCAAUUAGGCGUAACCCAGAUACUCAAUGGAUUACAAAACCAGUGCAAAAGCAUCGAGAAUUGCGUGGACUUACAUCGGCCGGCAGGAAGUCACGAGAAUCAGAGUAUUUCUUGCUUAUGAUGCGUGCUCUGAGGACUAUGUGUAGUAGUGGAAGCACCGAAGGACCCAUUGCAGCUGCGAUACGUAGGAAAUUGCAAGAAACAUUCUCGCCGUCUAAUCUGGAAAUUGUUUGCGAGAGUCAUAUGCACAACGUACCAAAAGGAUCUGAGAAGCACUUCCGGGUUCAGAUCGUUAGCGAUAAAUUUGAGGGAUGCCCUGUUAUUCAGAGGCAUCGCAUGGUGAAUUCAUGUCUCUCCGAUGAGCUCUCGGGUCCAGUUCAUGCACUGAGAAUCGACGCCAUAGCGCCGAGCAGUUGGGUCGGUCAGAAACCGGAGCCUAGCCCAGCAUGUCGUGGAGGGGGUGCAUUAUAG